Molecule: messenger RNA, 974 nt
Organism: Morone saxatilis (striped sea-bass)
Lineage: Eukaryota; Metazoa; Chordata; Actinopteri; Moronidae
Exons: 1
Coding region: 4-501 (165 amino acids)
Source: RefSeq, a predicted model, not a curated record
AACAUGAACACCACUGAACCAGGCUCCAACUUCACCUUUACCUCAAACACAGAAAAUGUGACUCUGUCCAACCUGACCACCACCACCAUCUCUGCCACCAUCUCACAGCCUCCAUCUUAUUCUUCAGACAACUAUGACCCAGAAUACACCAUCAUGGUGGUACUGGGCUUAUCACUGCUACUGGCAGGGUUAGCGGCCUUCCUGGCAGUAUGCCGGCCCUCGGAACAGGAUGGGGAGUCUGAGGCGGGCUGUAGCCCAGGGGAGAGCUUAACCCGCGGAAGAAGCCGGUCCAGUGAGCCACAGCUCAAGGUGUGGAAAAGGCUGGGCUCAUAUCGGCGUUCAUACAACCUCUCUUUCAGACGACCGCCCCAUCGCAGGCCACACGAGCGCGAGAGCACACAUGUGUCUCGGUCUCCGGCCCGACAGACACCACAGCCAGAAGCCAGUGUGGAGCCCCACCUCACUAUGCCUUGUCUAUUUGACUAUGUCACUGAAAUCUGACUUGAGGACAGGCUGAGGCCUGACUGACUACUCCCCAAAACAAGUGAUACACUGUAUAUUUUACAGUUGGUGCUAAUACCAGGUGUGGGUGAAGAGUAAAGACAAAUAAUUUUCAGCAUUUGUUUUAACAUACUUUGAAUGCUACUUGGAUAUGGUUUGCAACAAAACAAUUGUUUAAAAAUUAUGCACUCAAAAAGUCAUUGUAGAAGAGUUUACACAUUUUUGUGACUGAUCUAUUCACCCUCUAUAGAAGGCAGCAUUGUUGUGCAGGGAUGCGCUUUUUCAGCACAGCUCUGUACUAUAUUCAUGAGAGGAAAAAAUUAUUUCAUCUGAAAACAACUCAAUUUGAUUACAAUUCUCUCAGUAAGGAUUUGAUGCAUCAUCACAUUCCACACAGGACUAAACUGGAUCUGAUUCGAUUACAUUAAAAUUUUUCCAAGGAGUAUAAAAGCAACUAAACAGAUAAAGCGAAC